Botrytis sinoallii is the source of this 1331-nucleotide messenger RNA. RefSeq lists its product as uncharacterized. Lineage: Eukaryota; Fungi; Ascomycota; Leotiomycetes; Helotiales; Sclerotiniaceae. The record is from RefSeq and is a predicted model, not a curated record. The coding region runs from base 171 to 1331 and encodes 386 amino acids. The transcript is spliced from 4 exons.
CCUAGAUCAAUAUGCACAAGGUUCAAUUGAAAAUCAUCCGCUUCUUUCUAAUAUAUCUGAUAUAUAGGUUGGUAUGGUAGCACAGACCAAAUUCUAUAUUUUUACGUUCUUUCUUUAGUGCUUCGAUAAACCCGAUAUGUGAAACUGUAUUCGGUGGACACAAGAUUGAAAUGCUGUGUUGGCUCAUCUUCAUUGAUCUGGUGCUGCUAGUCUCAUCUAUGUCGUCUCCUGGAGAAUUCGUCAAUCCGAGUGCAGAGGAGAUUCAGAAUCCGAUCUGGGUGACUGGGACUCAACAAAUGUUAUCAUGGGAAACGAGUCUUAGAAACUAUACAAUCGCACUGUGGAAUCAAAACGCGGAUGGAAAUGGAUAUUCCAAAGGUCCAGCCCUGUUAGAAUUCUAUGAUGGAGAUACGUCACUGAACUGGACAGUUCAGACAUAUGCAUUCUCAUUAUCUUUAUCUCCUGUGUUUUACCUACUACUUGAGCCCGGGACUCUCAACGAUAACGGCAAUGUCACCAUACCAACCAGUCAAUCUAUCGUCUCGCAUACUUUCAAUAUAACCUCAACGACACCGAGUGCAGAAGGGGACAAGAAAGAUCACAAACUGGGACUUAUCCUCGCCUUGUCCCUGACCAUUCCAUUCGUUCUUAUAUGUACCGCAUUAGCUAUCUACCUCAUUCGCUCAAGACGACGACGACAACGCGCCCUUGAAACUCCACCACACUACUCCCCUACUGCAUUUACUUUUCCGGAUCAAGAAGACUCUCAAGAUCGAAGGCGAAAGAGUAGCAAAAGCAGCAAUAAUGGCAUUUAUUUUCCACCUCCUCCGACCACUCCAAAGUCGCCUCUAUCGUUCGCAUCUAGUCUCAAAAGCCUACGCGGUCUCAAAGGGAAUACGAUGAGUCCAGGUCAAAAUUCAAUUAAUAGUUAUCGUUUCAGUCCAACGUAUCCCCCAAGUCAUCCUCGAGGCCCUAGCGAAUAUCAUCAAACUAAUCAUAUGUCACCUACAUAUUACCCCCUGCAAAGAAUUCCAUCACUUACCUCCACAGAGGCCGGGAAUCCGCACAUUCAACAAUUGCAAGAGGCUCAAGAAGAGCUUUCUAUCGAGCGUCAAAAACAAGGACCUCGGGUGGCUUAUCAGCCUCCAGAGAUAAGUCCAUACGACAAACCUCGAGUCGGACAAGAUAACGAGGAUCAGAAAUGGGUCAUUAAACCUUACGUGCCACCGGAAAUGCCAGCGUCUGUCAAAAAGAGAUAUCUUGAAGGGCAGGCCGAAGAAAGAAUUGCGAGAAGGAAAUACGAUUAUGAUCAGCCGGAUGAACUGUGGUAG